Molecule: messenger RNA, 2547 nt
Organism: Sinocyclocheilus anshuiensis
Lineage: Eukaryota; Metazoa; Chordata; Actinopteri; Cypriniformes; Cyprinidae
Product: alpha-N-acetylgalactosaminide alpha-2,6-sialyltransferase 2-like
Exons: 10
Coding region: 296-1390 (364 amino acids)
Molecular function (GO): sialyltransferase activity
Source: RefSeq, a predicted model, not a curated record
CUCAGUGUGUGAGAGUCGUGUUGUUGUUAAACCAGACACUGCUGCUCGACUUCCACUCAUCGCUUGACAGGAGUUUCCCCUCAGAAGUCCUGGUGGUGCCGGGAGACUCCCACGUGUGAAAGCCGGGCUCAAAACGAAGUAAUUAACUGGCAGCGUCCCUGCCAACCCUCCCCCUUUUAAACCCAAGUUUCAUCAAAACACUGCUCUAACCCUUCAUCAGGAGAACGCUCAUGUGCUUGCAAGGUGACCAGACGUUCUUGGGAACGCAGACUCGCAACACAAGGAAAGUAGCACAAUGACAGGCCGGCUGCCCACGAGGCUUCUGCUGUGGUUCAUUGGGUUGUUAGGCAUCGCGUUAUUGACGUUAUUCAUGGUAUGCGUGGCUUUGCAGAUCCAGGUGCCAUGGCAAGGGAUGAGCCUCCAAAGCUUCCCAAGUAAACAUUUCAGUGGGAACUGUCCCAACAACAUUAGGAAGCGUGUGCCUCAGACUCAGUUUGCUGAGAUGUUUCUGCACAAUAUUCCAGUGCUUCAGUGGGCAAAGCAUUUCACUCCAGAAGAGUACCAGCGGUUGAGGCACUACGGUGGAGCACACGGCUGGGGAGGUGUUAGUGCCGAAGUGUUGAACAGCUCACUGGGAAUUUUAAAUACACCUGCAAAUCGGUUGAUGUUUGAUGACUGGGAGAAUAGUGCAAACGGAUCCAAGUGUAUUCGCUGUGCUGUGGUGGGAAACGGUGGAAUACUGAAUGGUUCAAGGAAAGGAAAGGAGAUUGAUGAACAUGACUAUGUCUUCAGAGUAAAUGGUGCGGCUCUUAAAGGGUUUGAGAAUGAUGUGGGAUCCCGGACUUCCUUCUACACAUUCUCAACCAAUACUAUGCGAAACUCCAUGCGUAGAUACGCUCGCAUAGGCUACAGAGGUCCACCUAUAUCCAAGGAGACCAGGUAUAUAUUCCUGCCAGACCAUGACAGAGAUUAUAUUCUUAUGAAGGCGGCUUCCACACACACAGCAAUUGUUAAAGGCCCUGAGCGCAGCAAAAAUCCCCCUGCAUACUUUGGUAAAGAUGUGACGGUAGAAAAAUUCAAAAUCUACCACCCAGACUUUACCCGCUACCUCAGAAACAGGUUCCUGCAUUCCAGACUUCUGAAAACAGGUGCAAGAAGAAUUUACAGGCCGUCCACAGGAGCAGUAAUGCUCCUAGCUGCUAUUCAUACAUGUGACCAGGUUGAUGCUUAUGGGUUCAUGACCCCUGACUACAGAUUGUAUUCGGACCACUACUACGACAAACAGCGACAUCCAGUGCAUUUCUAUGCCAAUCAUGACAUGCGAAUGGAAAUGAGGUUGUGGCAAGAGCUGCAUAAUGCCGGACUGAUGAAUCUCUUCAUGAGCAAAUAAGCUCAAAAGGAUGGACGCUACAUAUUGUGUAUAGGGUGUUUUUUUUAUUGUCAGAACUGAAAAACUGCUGGGAGGCGUGUGCAGGACAAACCUGUUAUUCUCCCUUCUGUUUUAGACAUAUUUUCUUUUGAAGGAAAAGUUCAUAUUGUUCAACAGAAACCUACGUGCAGAAACUAUGUAGGCAAUACUUUGGAUUGACUGUCUUUUGAGACAAUUAAUGAGAGACAAAUGGCUGACUAAUGUGUCACAGGGGAGAGGCUUUGUAAACAUGGGUAGAGUUCAGGAAUAACUGAAUAACUCGUGUUCUUGGCCGCCAUUUGUUCACACAUUGUCAUUUCAGAUCAAGGCAGGACAGGAUGAAUUCCAGCCGUGCUUUGGGCCACAUACAAAGAUUCGGUAAUGCGUGCCUUUAGACUUCUCAAACAAUGGACUGCCAUGGUGUGUGAGAAACACUGAGAAUUUAAAUUUUCUUCAGAGAAUCACACUAAGAGCAAAAUAAUCAACCAAAGAUAAUAUUUUUAAAUGAUUUUAUUUUAUAUUCUUAAUCAUAUUCCUUUCAUAUGGUGUGGGAGUGUAAGUGAUUAUAGGUGGUCCAUUCAAAAUGGAUUUGUUUUCUCUUUUUAAGAGACUUUUUAUGCCUUCGGCCCUAAGGCAUAAAACGUUUACAGCUUAACUUUACUUGGAAGCUUUAAAGUGCAAUAUCUUAUAGAGUUCACAAGCUGUUUGAAUCAAAAUGUGAAUAUCUUUUGUGAUUUUUGUGAUCCUGCUAUGGUCUGUUUGGUCACUUGAUGCUAUCUCUUGAUUGAAUUUAACAAAUUUUUCACAAAAUAAUUUAACUGCUAUGUUCACUCUGGGGAAAUUAACUGGUUUAGAGAUUCACCACACUCGUGGUUAGAUUUCAAAAAUCACUCCACUUUUAUAAAACGGUUAAGGAUUUUUGUAAACAGAUGCUAAGUAAUCAAAAUUGAAAGAUGGUCCUAUAGCAGCGUGUAUUUUAAAAUUGUGAAACUGUGAAAUUUGAAAUUUUGAAAUUGUGUUGUUGGUUAUAAAUGAUAUGCCUCCAUUUUGUAUCAGAAUGCUGUGUAUAUGGCUUUAUUUAUAGUGUGGAAUUUUUUUUUUUUUUCAAUAGUUUGCUUUAAAAAAAUUUGUUCAGUCUA